AUGGCUGAAGCAUACAGCUUCGCAGGCCAUACAUAUGGCGAUGCCGGAGUCCUGUCAUAUCGCCUGGCUGAUCACAGCCUGGGAGACCACAUUGGCAGCUUAGACUCAUCUCGGCACACCGACAAAGAGCCUCGAUUCUCUCUGGUCGGCGCAUCUGCUGAGCUCUACCCACCAUCCAAGUCAGCCCAGCCCAGCGCAAGCUCUGAUUUAUGGCGCAUUCGCCGAGAGCAACAUCGAUGGCUCAUCAAGUCCCAUCCCGAAGCAGCCAUGGGCAAUUUUGCGUUUCAGGAGCCGCUUCGUGAGGACAUGACCAAGUUCAAGACGCAAGAGACGUUUACCAGCGCUGGCUCAUUACUUGCCAUUGGGUCCAUGCCAACUGUGUCUGGUCGCCAAGACACGAAAAAGCCCGUUCCAUUUUUGGCUUCUGCAACAGGGGAAUCCGGUGAAUCUCUCCGUGUGACUGUCGCGGAUCAGACGGCGUGGGAGUGGGGAGAUGGCAACGAUGCUUCGUUGCAGCUCUCCGUCAUCGACCCUCUGCAGAGUGAGAGAGAAAUAUCAUGGGCUACUGACGGUCUCCCCAUCACGCAGGUCAAAUAUGCAGAAGGUCUUUCGAACCAGGUCAAUGUACGAUGGCUACUAGUUCAAAAGGGCACCUCAACGACCAUACUCCAGCCGGAGCACCACCCUGUACCGAUUACCGAGACUCAAAUCAUGGAUGGCUCCAUCACAGGCAACUCGGCAUCGCUGGUCAAAGCAAACCCAAUCUUGAGGCUGCACCACACCGACACGGGUGGAAAUGCCCACGCGGAUGUAGUGUUUAGCCCUGCAGCCUUUGGGCAAGCUCCUCUUCUCGCUUUGAUAGACGAAUGCGGCUUCUGGAGCAUCUGGGAUCUUAUGGGAACCUAUAGAAUCGACAUAAACAGCGUCAGAGUCAUGCUGCGAGCAUGUGGGCAAAUCAAUACUGGUCCACUCGACGAAUUCCCUGCCCAGCAUAAAUAUCCAGCUGAAAAGCAUGGGCUCAUUGUAGUCUGCAAACCAAUGGACGCUAUGCUAGAUCCAUUGGAAACAGACACACGCGCAGGCUCUACUAGGUGGCCGGCGCCAGUUCUUCUUAUGUGGAGAGCUGACCAGCUUCAGGCAGUGAACAUGCAUUCAGCCACAGUGGUAUCACCUUUGAGGAGAUUUUGGGCACCGGAAGGCAAAAACAAUCGGAUUGCUGAUGUGCAGAACUGUCCUAGUACCGAGAGUCGUGUCUUUAUAUUGACCGAGAAAAGCCUCGUAUGGGCUGAAAUCCGACAGGAGCAGGAAUAUCCCACAGUUCUUGCCAGCAUAUCUCACGUUGGGGGCGGAUCAUCACUGCCAAAGAUGACGACUUGUGCUUUAGACGAUGGCACAGCCAUGGUUUUCACAUUGUGCACCAAGACAAGUCAGUUGUCAGUGUACUGGUUCAAAGCUAGGGCAGGCGGCCCCGUGCGCUGGCAUAGACAUGUCACCUCACUUCCCAGCGCAAACGACGUUUCACGGCCCUCGCAUAUCUCCCAAAUGACUGUCACGCCACUGUCUCUCGAUCUCUCUGAUAACAAAUACCCAUCUGGCUUGGGAGCUCAAUACAAACGCGCCGGAGUACAAUUUUUCCAGGUCAACGUUUUGUUUGAUGAUUUAAGUCUCCGAUACGGCAUCUAUACGACCAUGUACGCUCCUGGGCAAGAUAUCGUACUGCCCACGAAACGGCUGGCUUGGUCGAUGACGGAACAGCAACGACAAUGGAAGAAAAGACGAGAUCAUUUCCUGCAACACUUUGAAACCACUUUUGUCCUGCCUGAUGGCAUGACGGAAAAGGGAUUGGCGUCAGCUCUGCAGCGUCGUAAUGCUGGAGAAGAUGAACUGGUUGGCCACAAAGAGCCAGAAGUCAAGGUUCCGCAACCGCGGGCGGGCCCCAAGGGUCUCCCCAGAGAUUUGUUUGACGCCAUACUGGACAUGUUUAAUCACAGUGAGCUGGGAAGCCGGGCUCCGUUGGCGACCUGGCACCAGCUUGCAGAAGCAGUGGGUGACGACGCUGAACUCGACGACGUCAGCAACGGCAUGGAAACGGAAAUAGAAAGGCUGUUUGAUGCUACCGACGAGAAUAAACAGGUCCCUCAGCUUCGUCGCUUCACUGACAGGGAGCCAGCAGAUGGGUUGGUCGGCUUCGCAUACCUAUUUCACGAAUAUUGCAACUUCUGGCUUGAUUCUCCUGACUCUCGCGUAUCAGAUGAGGUUCAGGAGCAGCGAAAAGUUUGGAUAGCUGAGGUGGCGCGGAAUAUGCUCCUCUCCAGCUACGGUGUCCUGGUACAAGACAUUUCCAUUUUUGGUCCUCAGAACCUGGAGGUCUCGCAACGGUCACGCAGGGAACCUGCAAGCUCGGCUAUGCUCACGUCCUCGCCCCGCAGCUCACAGCCUUCUCAAGUACCAUCUGAGCCCAAUAAUGGCGGCGGCGGGGCCAUCUCUAGGCUCUUUUUAUUAGCCCCGUCACUGGCUACUGCGGAACUUGCCUCGUCAAAACCUCACAGUCUGCUGUCGUACUGGCCUGCUGAGCGUGGCCACGAUCCUGAACGCUACGUGUCGACAGUAGCCGUCGCCUCGGACGACAAGUUCAGAGAGGCGCGAGACAGGCUGCAGCGGAAGGAGGCGCGGCGGAGGUCCCAUGUAGAUAAAUUUCGGCGACAGUCGAUGAUGCGCCCGAGCAUGGGGCGCGAGCAUGAGGACGAGGCUAUGGGCUCCUCGCCAGGUCCUAUGCGCGUACAGGUCAUGUCGAGUCAGGCAGGGCCAAGCUCGUCCCAGACGCAGGCGCCAUCAAUGCCGCCUCUGACCAUGAGCCAGCCUGUCUCUGGCGCGUUUGGCGCGCGAAAGAAGAAGACCAAGCCAAAACGGAAGAGUGGCUUCAGAUAG
Akanthomyces muscarius is the source of this 2928-nucleotide messenger RNA. RefSeq lists its product as uncharacterized. Gene Ontology annotation, molecular function: RNA polymerase I transcription regulatory region sequence-specific DNA binding; RNA polymerase I general transcription initiation factor binding. Gene Ontology annotation, cellular component: RNA polymerase I core factor complex. NCBI's taxonomy places the organism in Eukaryota, Fungi, Ascomycota, Sordariomycetes, Hypocreales, Cordycipitaceae. The record is from RefSeq and is a predicted model, not a curated record. The coding region runs from base 1 to 2928 and encodes 975 amino acids. The transcript has 4 exons. Gene Ontology annotation, biological process: nucleolar large rRNA transcription by RNA polymerase I.